Messenger RNA from Prorocentrum cordatum, 396 nucleotides. Lineage: Eukaryota; Dinophyceae; Prorocentrales; Prorocentraceae. The record is from the annotation of a GenBank genome assembly.
AUGUGGGAGGCAAAGAUGGAGCCCAACAUCAUCAGCUGCAACGCUGGCAUCAGCGCCUGCGAGAAGGGCUACCAGUGGCAGCAGGCUCUGUCGCUGCUCAAUGAGAUGUGUGAGGCGAGGUUGGUGCCCGACGUCAUCUUAAGCUGCAGUGCCGGGAUCAGCGCGUGCGAGAAGGGCAAGCAGUGGUUUUGGGCGUUGUCGCUGUUCAGCGAGAUGCGGGAGGCGAAGCUCCAUCAAGACGACAUCAGCUGCAGCUCUGUGAUUACCACAUUCGAGAAGCGCGGGCAGUGGCACUGGGUUCUGUCGCUGCUCAGCGAGGUGCGAGAGGCGAAGCUGGAGACGAACGUCAUCUGCUUCAGAGCGGGGAUCAGCGCCUGCGAGCAGGGCCGUCGGUAG